This is a messenger RNA of Thyridium curvatum, 774 nucleotides long. RefSeq lists its product as uncharacterized. Gene Ontology annotation, molecular function: cysteine-type deubiquitinase activity. Gene Ontology annotation, biological process: protein deubiquitination; ubiquitin-dependent protein catabolic process. Lineage: Eukaryota; Fungi; Ascomycota; Sordariomycetes; Thyridiales; Thyridiaceae. Gene Ontology annotation, cellular component: cytoplasm. The transcript has 2 exons. The record is from RefSeq and is a predicted model, not a curated record. The coding region runs from base 1 to 774 and encodes 257 amino acids.
AUGUCCUCCUCCAAUGCACCAGCGGUGGCACCCUCGAACCCGGCGGACACGGUCAAGGGCCACAAGCCCGCCUUCGUGCCCCUCGAGGCCAACCCGCCCCUCAUGACCAGCCUGCUGCACAACCUAGGCCUGUCCGAGGCCCUGUCCGUCCACGACGUCUACAGCAUCGACGACCCGGAGCUGCUCGCCUUCGUGCCCCGCCCGGCCCUGGCCCUGCUGCUCGUCUUCCCCGUCUCGGCGGCCUACGAGUCGCACCGCCUCGCCGAGGACAGCCUGCUGCCCGAGUACGGCGCGUCCGGCGACAAGGAGCCCGUCCUGUGGUUCCGCCAGACCAUCCGCAACGCCUGCGGCGUCAUGGGCCUGCUGCACGCCAGCCUGAACGGGCCCGCCAAGGGCUUCAUCGAACAAGGCUCCGCGCUCGACGACAUCGCCAAGCAAGCCACGCCCCUGGCUCCGGCGGAGCGCUCCAAGCUGCUCGAGACCAAUGAGUCCCUGGCCAAGGCACACCACUCGGCCGCCACGCAGGGCGACACCAAGGCGCCCGACGCUCAAGACGACGUGGACCUGCACUACGUGUGCUUUGUCAAGACCGAAGACGGCACGCUCUGGGAGCUCGACGGCCGCCGCAAGGGCCCGCUGGCCCGGGGCAAGCUGGAGAGCGACGAGGACGUGCUCAGCCAAAAGGCACUGCUUUGGGGCCCAAAGAAGUUUCUCGAGCGUGAGGGCGCCGACAUGAGAUUCAGCUGCGUCGCGCUGGCUGGCAGCCUGGAUUGA